Messenger RNA from Trifolium pratense (red clover), 1430 nucleotides. Its product is annotated as protein RGF1 INDUCIBLE TRANSCRIPTION FACTOR 1-like. The transcript is spliced from 4 exons. NCBI's taxonomy places the organism in Eukaryota, Viridiplantae, Streptophyta, Magnoliopsida, Fabales, Fabaceae. The record is from RefSeq and is a predicted model, not a curated record. Bases 305 to 958 code for a protein of 217 amino acids.
UGGAGUGAGGUUCGGUGUUUUUGGACUUUUUUGAAGAAGAAAAAAAGAUAAGCACUUAAUUUUCUCAACCCUCCAUAACCCGCCACUACAAAAGCACAACCCCACUUCCAAGUUCCAACCUUUUCCUCUCUCUCUCUCUCUCUCUCUCUCUCUCUCUCUCUCUCUCUCUCUCUCUCUCUCUAUCUAUCUAUCUAUCUAUUCAUACUUGUAGAAAGUUCUCUUUUUUUCACCUCCAAAUUAGCACCGAGCAUAAAAAAUAAGUGCUUAUCAAAUUCAAAACACAAGCAACACAAAAUUGAAAAUCAUGGGAGGUAGAGGAGGUAUUAUCAAUGAAGAAGAAAACAAAUGGCCACCAUGGUUACAACCACUUCUUCAAACAAGUUUCUUUGUUCAAUGCAAAGUCCACUCAGAUUCACACAAGAGUGAAUGUAACAUGUUUUGUUUGGAUUGUGUUAAUGGAGCCCUUUGUUCUGCUUGUCUUGUUUCUCACAAACAACAUAGAACAAUUCAGAUAAGGAGGUCUUCAUACCAUGAUGUGAUAAGGGUUUCUGAGAUACAGAAAUUUCUGGACAUAACAGAAGUUCAAACCUAUGUUAUAAACAGCGCAAAGAUUGUGUUCUUGAAUGAAAGGCCUCAACCUAGGCCUGGAAAAGGAGUCACCAAUACCUGCCAAGUUUGUGACCGUAGCCUCCUUGAUUCUUUCAACUUCUGCUCUCUUGGUUGUAAGAUUGUUGGAACCUCCAAGAAGUUGAGGAAGAAUAAAAUGUUAAUUCAGAAAGAUGGGUCUGAUGGUGAAGAGUCAAUGAAUGGUAUUAGCACUGGAAGUGGAAGAAACAAAAUUCAUAGCUUUACACCUUCAACACCACCUCCAACAGUUGUGAAUUACAGAACAGUGAAGAGAAGGAAAGGAGUUCCACAUAGAGCUCCAAUGGGAGGAGGAAUCAUUAUAGAAUACUGAAUCAUUAUUAAUAAUGUUAUAUAGUGGUUUUAAUGUCACUUAGCAAUCAAUAUUUAUACCUAAAAAAGAUACAAACAGUUGUGUCCACUUCCUUAAAGUGGCGUCCUGAGCCAUUGUGGUUAUAUCUGGCUCAAGAGAUUAAUCUCUACAGUUUCGCGCAGAAGAUACCUGAUUUACACCAAAAGAGUGGUGUCCUAAAAAAAAAUAUGAUUUAUGUUUUACAUAGUUCAACGCCUGAGCCUUGUUCCCUGAGGCCGGCAUUGGGAUACUGCUCUACAUUGUAUAGGGGAAAAAAUGAUAGAAAGUAAGUAAUAAUAUAAGUGGGGAAUUUGUUGUGUUGGUUUUGUGAUGCUAAGUGUAUAUAAUUAGUGGUUUGUAGAAAAUAAUUGUAUAGCAUUAGCAUCUAGUUUCUGUUUGACAAUAAAAAUAAAGUUAUGUUGAUGUGUAUUAAUUUUAUUCCAUUGGUUUGGUA